AUGGCUGCUGCCCAGGGUGCUAAGGUCCGCCUUCUUCCCCUCCGAAUCAGAGCAUUGCUGACAAUGCUGAUGUCGUUUGGAGGGCAAACGCCAACUAUAAUAGUCUUGAAAGAAGGCACAGACUCUUCACAAGGGAGAGGCCAAAUAAUAUCAAACAUACAAGCAUGUCUAGCAGUGCAAGAAACUAUACGGUCAACUCUAGGCCCCUACGGAGGGGACCUGUUGAUGGUAGACGAGAAUGGCAGGCAGACAAUUACGAAUGACGGAGCCACAGUCAUGAAGCUCCUUGAUAUCGUUCACCCAGCUGCACGGAUCUUGACUGACAUAGCCCGCUCGCAAGAUGCUGAGGUCGGCGAUGGCACAACCUCCGUCGUCGUUCUGGCUGGGGAAAUCUUGAAGGAGGUCAAGGAGCAUGUAGAGCAGGGCGUCAGUGCACAGAUAAUAAUGAAAGGUCUACGACGAGCAGGACAGCUAGCCGUGGAUAAAAUUGAAGAGAUUCAAGUGACGACUGACGGUGGGAAGCAGAGAGAGACAUUAAGGAGACUAGCAGCUACCGCUAUGAGCUCAAAACUGAUACACAGGAACAGCGACUUCUUCACAAAGAUGGUUGUCGACGCAGUCCUCUCAUUAGACCAAGACGACCUGAAUGAAAAGCUUAUCGGUAUAAAGAAAAUUACAGGCGGCGGCCUUCAAGACUCCCUAUUCGUCAAUGGUGUGGCAUUCAAGAAAACCUUCUCUUACGCAGGGUUCGAGCAGCAACCAAAAAGCUUUAAAGACCCCACCAUAGUUUGCCUGAACGUAGAGCUCGAACUCAAAAGCGAAAAGGACAAUGCUGAGGUCCGGGUGGAUCAGGUGUCAGAAUACCAAGCCAUCGUAGACGCCGAAUGGCAGAUCAUAAUCAACAAGCUAGAGGCCUUGGUAGAGACAGGCGCGAAGGUUGUGCUGAGUAAAUUACCGAUUGGUGAUCUUGCAACACAGUACUUUGCAGACCGAGACAUCUUCUGCGCCGGGCGAGUCGCUUCAGACGAUCUUGAACGGGUUGUCCAGGCCUGCGGUGGCACUAUCUCAUCCACAUGCUCUGACAUCCAACCUCAACAUCUGGGGACGUGUGAGCGAUUCGAGGAACGACAAAUAGGUGGCGAGCGCUUCAAUUUCUUUGAAGGGUGCCCUGCAGCCAAAACCUGCACGCUGGUGCUGAGAGGCGGCGCAGAGCAAUUCAUCGCAGAGGUAGAGCGGAGUUUGCACGAUGCGAUCAUGAUAGUCAAGCGAGCAAUCAAGAACAGGAACAUUGUUGCUGGAGGAGGCGCUUGUGAAAUGGAAGUAUCAAACCACCUCCACCGCACAGCCGACCUCGUCGGCUCAUCCGUGCGAAAACAACAAGCAAUCAUCAAAUCCUUCGCCAAAGCCCUCGAAAUCAUCCCCCGCCAACUCUGCGACAACGCCGGCUUUGACGCUACCAACGUGCUCACCCAACUCCGUGUUGAGCACUCGCGGCGACGAAAUAUAUGGGCAGGCGUUGACUUCGACACAGGCGGAACGAAAGAUAUGAUGGAGGCCUUUGUGUGGGAGCCGGCGUUGGUCAAGGUGAACGCGAUACAGGCAGCUGUGGAAGCGAGUUGUCUGAUCUUGAGUGUUGAUGAGACCAUAAAGAAUGAGCCAUCAGAGCAGCCACAAGCGCCGCAGAGAGGACUGCCGCCCGGUGCUGCUCAGAGAGCAUUAAGGGCAAGAGGAAGGGGAAUGCCACGGCGGUAG
Molecule: messenger RNA, 1752 nt
Organism: Bacidia gigantensis
Lineage: Eukaryota; Fungi; Ascomycota; Lecanoromycetes; Lecanorales; Ramalinaceae
Gene: CCT7
Product: T-complex protein 1 subunit eta
Exons: 6
Coding region: 1-1752 (583 amino acids)
Biological process (GO): protein folding
Cellular component (GO): chaperonin-containing T-complex
Molecular function (GO): ATP-dependent protein folding chaperone; ATP binding; ATP hydrolysis activity
Source: RefSeq, a predicted model, not a curated record